This is a messenger RNA of Setaria italica (foxtail millet), 3008 nucleotides long. Its product is annotated as ELF3-like protein 2. The record is from RefSeq and is a predicted model, not a curated record. The coding region runs from base 456 to 2702 and encodes 748 amino acids. Lineage: Eukaryota; Viridiplantae; Streptophyta; Magnoliopsida; Poales; Poaceae. Gene Ontology annotation, biological process: regulation of photoperiodism, flowering. The transcript is spliced from 4 exons.
AAAAAAAAAAAUUCCUGCACACCAGACACCACACCGUCGUCGUCUCCCCCUCCUCCGUCUCCCUUUCGUCCGCCUCCUUUCCCCUCCCCAUCCCCACACCGCCGCGGCCUUCGGCAGCUGCUGCGGCCAGAUAUUUCUCCACCUCGCCCCCGAAUUCCCUUCGCGCCGGUCCCCGAUUCCAGUCGCCCCACCUCCUGUCUCGCCCACCGCUCCCUGGCACCCCCGCUUCUCGCGCGGAGAUCGGAUUCUUCCCGCAAGCCUCGCCGAUUUCUGCCUCGAUCGGGAUUGGUGGUGGAUCCUCUCGCCCGCGAGGGGCGCGCGCGCGCGCGGAGGAUCGUCAGCCCCGUCGAAUCCUCCCUCGUCCUCGUCCUUGUCUUCUAAACCUGGCCAUGGGCGCGCCCGGUGCCGCGCUGCUGCUGCUUGGCUGCUACUACUAAGAGGCCACCGGCGGAGCCAUGAGGCGGGGGGCCGGCAAGGAUGAGGCGCCGGACAAGGUCAUGGGCCCUCUCUUCCCGCGCCUUCACGUCAACGACACCGUCAAGGGCGGGCCCCGCGCGCCGCCCAGGAACAAGAUGGCGCUCUACGAGCAGUUCAGCGUCCCCUCCCACCGCUUCAGCGCCGCCGCAGCUGCCCCCGCGGCGCCCGCGCCCGCGCCGCCGUGGCACGCGCACCGGCCCGCUCCCGGCGCGGCGACCUCCGCCGUCCCAUCAACGUCGGCCAGCCAGGCUGGCGGGAGUGAUAGACCUCUCUUCCCAUCAUAUUGUGUGCCUUCAACUGAACCUGUUCGUUCAUCAGAUCAUAUGAAUGCCAACUCCAAUGGUCGGGCUGGCAAUGCUACAAGAACAGAAUCUGGGAGGCUGUCCACACAUCUUAAAAGCAAGGAUACCAAUGCUGCAGGACUAACUGCGGAGUGUAGUUCAAAACAUAGAGAGAACACCACUAAGAAUUCUUCGGGGAAGAAAUUGACUAACGAUGAUGAUUUUACAGUUCCUUCCGUCUUAUAUUCUGGAAUACCUCCACAUUCCACUCAAGAAAAGUUCACCCCCUUCCCUACCAAAAGUCCAUAUAAGAGCAUGCCUGCAAUGUAUAAAUCUUCUGCAAAAUGUUCUAACACUGACAGGACACACUUGGAAGGAAUGAAAGUUUCUGAUGCAAUAUCAAUGGGGUCUCCAGGUAUUAAGGAGAAAGAGCCAACAAAAGUGAGGAUAGACUUGGAAAUCGAAGAGAGAACUUCAUCAUUUCAAACAUCAAAAGAGAAGUCGGGGAGACUAGACCCAAAGGUAUCUUCAUACAGGGAUAAGCUGAACAAAUAUAAUGUUGCUGAUAAGCAAAGUUCUGAAAUUGCGAGCUAUCAGACUAGGAACAGGAAGGAGAAUGCUGGUGAAACCCAGAACCCUCCAGAAGCUGAAAUGGCACCAUCAGCUAAGCCAUAUGCUGGUAUGGAACAGAAUGGUAAUUCUGAUCUAUUGGAGCUUGGCUUAAGAGAGACAGGUGAGAAGAGGAAAAGGUCACAUCAUGGUGUGGAGCACAACGAUGAUUUGUCUGAUUCCUCAGUGGAAUCUCUACCCGAAAUGGAGAUUUCGCCAGAUGAUGUUGUCAGUGCUAUUGGCCCAAAGCAUUUUUGGAAAGCCAGAAGAGCUAUUGUCAAUCAGCAGAGGGUUUUUGCUGUCCAAGUAUUCGAGCUACAUAGGUUGAUCAAAGUGCAGAAGCUGAUCGCGGCAUCUCCACAUCUACUUAUUGAGGGGGAUCCAUGCCUAGACAAAGCCUUGGCGGCGAGCAAGAAAAAGCUGGCUGGAGGAGAUGCCGAAAAGCAGCAUCAAUCUGCUAAAUACAAGGAUGAUGUUCAACAGACGCUGCAGCAGCUAGAGCACUCAAAAGAUAACACUGAAGCGGACCAGCCUUCACCAACUCAAGAUGAUGUAGUUGCAGUCCAACAUAACAAUCAAGCCGCAGCAACUGCUGCUGUUAACAGUAAUCCUCCCACAAUGCCUACUCCUUCUGACAACAAGCAGAACAGCUGGUGCAUUCCUCCACCUCCGAAUCAAUGGCUAGUUCCUGUCAUGUCUCCAUCUGAAGGACUUGUCUACAAACCUUAUGCCGGGCACUGCCCUCCAGCAGGAAGCUUUUUGGCCCCAUUUUAUCCCAGCUGUGCUCCUGUAAGCCUCCCUUCCACUGCUGGAGAUUUCAUGAGUUCACCUUAUGGUAUUCCUAUGCCUCAUCAGCCACAACACAUGGGUGUUCCUGGUCCUCCUCCACCCAUGCCACCGAUGUACUUCCCGCCCUUUAGCAUGCCAGUGAUGAACACAGCAGUGUCAGCCUCUGCAGUUGAGCAAGUGAGCCAUGUUGCAGCAUCACGGCCUAAUGGACACAUAGAGCAGCAUUCACGGAGCUCGUGUAACAUGUCUAACUUGAGGAGCGAAGCACUGUCAGCCGACAUUUGGAGAUUCCAUGCCUCAAAGGACAGUGAGCUGCAAGGAAGCAGCGCAAGCAGUACUUUUGAUAGGCAGCAAGGUGAAGGAAGGGGUCCUGCGCAACCCUUCCCUUCAUCUUCAGUUGGAAAUGGGCAACCUCAACCUUCAUCCGGGAGCAGGGAGAAUCCGGGCCGAGUCAUUAGGGUUGUUCCACACACUUCACGUACUGCUUCAGAAUCAGCAGCGCGAAUUUUCGAGUCAAUAAAGAUGGAGAGGCAGCAAAAUGAUUGAUGAUGACUCUGCAAUUGUAUGCUGUAUGUUUCUUGAUUGGUAGAGUUAUAUACAUGUUUAGCUAAGAGCCUAGACAAUUAGUGCUAGCUGCUGUAUUAUUUUUGACCGGUAAUAUUAUAUUAGAUACAUAUAAUUGCGAUAAAUUGGCUGACCUGAUGUCUUGUUCACUGUAAAUAUGCACUCGGGUGUCUCUCAGAAGGAAGGCCUUUGUUGUAUCUGUAGCCUGCAUUGGUCAUUAGUACAACAUAAUUCUGUAUACAGAAACUGGAAUUUUGUAUCAUUGAUAAAAUGAUCUCUUUUCCAAUC